Symbiodinium sp. CCMP2592 is the source of this 4143-nucleotide messenger RNA. Lineage: Eukaryota; Dinophyceae; Suessiales; Symbiodiniaceae. The record is from the annotation of a GenBank genome assembly.
AUGCUCCACCUCUCCACGAAACAUUUGAACAACGACGACUUGGCCCGACUCCAAGCACCGGGCAGGACGAACUUUCUCCCAGUGCCCUCGCUGCCGGGCGUGCCAAACAACUCGCCAAAUCCUGGAAACUGCCCGAGCUGUGGGAACGACUAUGCGGAGGGUGCUCGAUUCUGCCGCGACUGCGGCUUGGCAAAACCCUCCCAGGCUGCCUUGGUAUCGAUGCGAAACGAGGUGCCGCGGUCGGAGAUCAAGAGGAACGUGUCGUUUGGACCUACCUCAGUGUCUGACCUCUCUGCGGCCGCACAGGCCCUGCCCAAUGCACCGCCAAGGCUGAUCGCCCGGUUGCAGGAGUUGGAGCUCGACAGUUUGCUUGCUCUCUGUGAGCGUUUGGAGGGCCGUCUCUCGAAGCCGAAGAGGUCGAACAGGAUCAAAGCCUCUGAAGCAGAGCUGGAUGACCUUUGCGAGUCAUUGGCUGACCCGGAUGCCAUGCCAUCUCCACAGAUACGUCAGCAACAGCAGCAGCAACAGCAGCUGAGGUAUUUGACCCAGCUGCGUGAAGCUAAGCAAGCUGCAGCUGAAGGGUUCGCACCCCCACCAACUAGCACUACGAGACCGAUCUUGAGAUCAGAUGCACAUGCUCCUGGCAUGCAUGCUCCGACUCCGUCACCUUCACCUUCUACGCAGGCGCCUUCAACUUCGGUUGGCACGUCUGCAGAGCCUCCAGAUGGACAAAAGAGCAUUCCAGCUUCGAAGCAGGAGGUUCUGGAUGCCUUGCUCCUGGAGCUCAACGAGUUGCUGGAAAAAGCACCGAGCCAAAGCCACGUGGGCCAAGCGCCUGCCGCAAGCCCGGGGGGCCCCAGCCCAUGCGGCAGCCCAACGCCCAAGCCUGAGGCGCCCGAGCCCAGUCCGAAGCCAGCUAAAGCGGGUGCUAUCGCGAACUCUGCCGGGCCUCUUCCAGUGGAGGAGCAGGUGAAGCCAGCAAAGCCAUCCGCUGCAUUCCUCGACACCGUCUCCAUGCUGCAGGACGGGUUAAGGACCUUGGUGGAGAGGUUCUCUGACGAAGUUGCACAAGCGAGUGCAGAGCUGAAAGCAGAAAAUGAACGUUUGUUGGCUGAGAUUGCAGAGUUGCGGAUGCAGCCUCGUGAUCCCGUCACAAUUCUUAGUGCACAGCACCGGAUGGAGGAAUCUCCGGCCGAGGCGAUCUUGGGGCCCGCAGUCUCGGAAGCGGAGCCGACCCCCAUGGCUAUGGCCACGAGGAUGCAGCCCGACCUCGCUGUGCGGUUUCAGCCGGAAGAGCGGAUUGACAUCCCGGGGGGGCCGCCGGAGCAGGCACCGGAAUGCCCGGAUGUGGAAGCUCCUGAAGGCGAAGGCCGCGAGGCCUCGGGCGCUGGGAGCCUUCCCACCUUUGCGGCCCGCAGCCAGUGGGUGCAGGAGCUCCAGGCCGGUCAAGCGGACUGGGGGGAGAAUGCCGAAGAGUUCGAGAAGGCCACGAGGCCUCUGAGGUGCUCCUGUGUGUGCCUGCACGAGCUUUCCCGGAAGAGGAUGCUUUGGGACCUUCUCGGACUACUUCUGCUGAUCUAUGACUUGGUGAUGACGCCGUGGCAGGUAGCUUUCGGGCAGGUGGGCACAGUAUCAGAGGUCAUGACCUGGGUGCUCCCAGUGUACUGGGCCAUCAACAUCUUCAUGACCCUCUUUUGCACCAGCUUCUCCUCCGGGGGUGUGUUGCAUUCGAACCGAAAGGCCAUGGUCUGGAGGUAUCUGACACAGGGCUUCCUCCUCUUGGACUUGCUGACGACCCUCCUGGACUUGGCGGUGCUCACGACUUUCUAUGACCUCCCGCAGUCGGCCUACCAGUCCCUCCGGAGUCUGGUCCUGAACAAAGAUGUUUACCUUGCCAUCCAAGCUGCCCGCCUCCUUCGCAGCAUCCGCGUGAGUCGAAACCUACUUGGCGUCCGAGCCCGCAUCCGGUCGGAGCUGUGGCGUGCAUUGGGCACCAUGGCCUUCAGCACUCUGCUGCUACUUCUCGGUGCCCACAUCAUUGCAUGUGCCCUCUACUAUCUUGGGUCGGCCACCGGCGGCAAUGAGAACACAUGGCUCCUUGAGUAUGCGCAGAUCCAGCAGCAGGAGGACAGCAUCUCCAUGUACCUCAGUGCACUGCUCUGGGCUUUGGCACAGCUGACACCAGGAUUGGGGCCGAGUCCCGUGAACCCCAAGAGCGUGCCUGACAUGAUCCUCUCUACGACAGUUCAUGUCCUGGCACUCCUGGCCUGCAUCUGCCUGUUUGCACAGGGUGGCAUGUUGGUGAUGCGCCUGCGGGAUGCCCGUGGAGAGUGGGCAAAUCGCCAGCUGGCAUGCAGGGCCUAUCUGAACACAUGUGGGAAGGUGCCUCAGCGAUUGCAGUGCCACAUUCUGAGCUGGUUGGAGUUUGAGCCCGAGCCUCGCAAGGCCUUGGCUCCAGGACCCCGCUUUUUGGGGUGGUGCGGCCCGCGGAGCCUUGACGCACAGCCUUGGCACCCGUGGCUUCCCUCCGAGAACAGAUCGCCCUUGGCCCUGUUACCACCUCUGGUUCAGCAAGAGCUUCUCCAGGAGUUGGCGGCACCUUUCUUAUCCCUCCAUCCUUUCUUUCAUGAGCUGGACGUGGCCCACCCUCAGGCCCUUCGGCAAGUUAUUGAUUGCUUCCAACAGUUCUUCUACAGCCCCAUGCAGCCCAUCUUCCGUGCUUUGACCGUUGCCAGCAAGCUGCACAUGGUGACCCGUGGCUCUGCGACCUACUCGCUGGACCCCGCCAGUCGCGCGGGGGCCAGCAAACGACUCUCCCGAGCACCAGUCAAAGUGAAGCUCGGCCAGCACAUCUCGGAAGGAGGGCUUUGGUUGGAAGCUUGGCAACAUCAGGGCAUCUUGACGGCCGAUGGCAUUGAGGACGCAUCCUGCGAGGUUCUGGUCUUGGAUGAACAGAGCUUCGGCCAUCUCCUGCGUCGCAGUCCCGGGGAGCUUUGGCAGGCAGCCGCCAGCUAUGCUCGGGCCUAUGCCAAACGGGCCGGAGAGCGAGUUACACUGACAGACUUAGAUGGAGACCUGGAGAGCCUGGUGAAGAUUACGGACGAGGCCUUCGCGGACGCACUCCGCUACCUUGCGCAGGAAGCCGAACAAGAUCCCGCCGGUGAAGCCAUCGGGUGGGCGCUGUUGGCAUGGGUGCGACUUGCUGCACAGAGCGGGAGGCUGGUCGAGCUGAUCACUGCGUUUCGCUUGCACAUUGUCAACUGCUUUGAAAGCCUCAAUGAGGCCUUCGCCACAAGUCUGCAGAAGCAGAAGGAGCAACACGCUCGACUCCGUGACAUGCAGCAGGCGACGGCUGGCAUUGAUAAGAAGCUCUCGGCGCUCCAGCAAGAGCUAGCACAGCUAAAAGCCAUGGUUGCAAAACGCAGCAGAGCUGCAGCAUCUGCAACGCCAGGUGCAAAUUCUCCCACGCCACCGCCUAGUGACGUACCGUCCACAAUUGAUUCUGAGCGGGCCUCCCAAGCAGCCCAGGAAGAAGGUGCCGACGCAGUGCAGGUCAAGAAGGUCUACACUAACGCCGGCAUAACCUUCAGUAGGGAGCUUUUGCUGGCCUGCUUGGAGGCUCCAAGCAGUUCUAUGGACAUCAGGCUGCUGCCAUGCCUCGAAGAGCUGGCCAGAGAACUGGGCCGGCCUGCUCCCAGCAACUGCAACCAGAGCCAGACCUCCAGCUCCAGCUCGAACUCCGAUUGGCACUGGUCCCUUUGGAGGGGCAAUUGGUACUAUUGGCAGGCCGCCUGGCAUGCACCCCCAGCAGAAGCCGCGGCUGUGGUGAAUCCGGGCACCGGCUUGAAGGAGCAGGCGCCCAAAGUCGAUGCACCCGCAGCCACACAAGUGGCAAAGGAGAAGGAAAGGGCAAAGGAACCAAAGAAAGACGAGAAGGCAGCAGCCUCAACCGAGCCAAAGGCAAAGGAGAACCCACGAAGAAUGUCGGGUUCGCAGCAGGGUGGAAAAGAGGAGAAGAGGAUUGAUCCGGCCGAUGGAAAAGCAUACACUUUCAACCAGAUCUCCAAAUUCUACAGAGGAGUAUACAGCAAGCACGACAUCCAGACUUACUGGGACCGGAGCUGCAAAUCUUUGAGCCAGUGA